Polyodon spathula (Mississippi paddlefish) is the source of this 2809-nucleotide messenger RNA. RefSeq names its product SH2B adapter protein 2-like. Bases 576 to 2738 code for a protein of 720 amino acids. Gene Ontology annotation, biological process: intracellular signal transduction. Gene Ontology annotation, cellular component: plasma membrane. The transcript has 9 exons. Gene Ontology annotation, molecular function: transmembrane receptor protein tyrosine kinase adaptor activity. Lineage: Eukaryota; Metazoa; Chordata; Actinopteri; Acipenseriformes; Polyodontidae. The record is from RefSeq and is a predicted model, not a curated record.
UUGUUUGUUUGUUUGUUUGUUUGUUUGUUUGUUUUAUUUAUUUUUCCCAGUUUAAUAAAGUUUUCCCAUUCAAUCCCAGUUUACCCAACCCCCUUCUCGCGAGAAAGCGACGGGUCCGUCACCGCAGCCACAUUAUAAAAGAAAACACAGAGAAAUCUCGGAACCCUUUCGCCGAACAAACAAACAAACAAACAAACAAACAAACAAAACCCACCACAGCCCGAACAGAGCCGAGCCGAGCCGAGCCGCUCACGCACUGUCCCUGAUGAUAAUAAUAACAACACGAAUAGCAAUGCAGCCCAAGGGCCUGCCCCACAGCAACAGCAGAUACUGAGCGCGCUGCUCGACUAAUUAUUAUUAUUAUUAUUAUUAUUAUUAUUGCUAUUAACAGAAGCAAACGCAUUCAAAGCCAGCCCCAGCACACCUGGACGAGGAUGAUGGGUCGGCGAGCGCUCCUUAGCAAGACACUCAGACGCCACGGUGGUUCAGCGGCAGCUCAUCCUUAAAGACUCCAGAGACGAGACCUCAACGUGAGGACAGACCCUCUCCCCUGUCCCCUCUCCUUGUCAAAGACCAUGAAUGGAACAGUCUUCCCCAGUCCUCCCAGUGGAGACGAUGACCCGGAUCCCAGCGGCUGCCACCCUGGCCCCUCCCUGCCCCCCUCCCCCUCGCUGCCCUGUUCCAGCUGGAAGGAGUUCUGUGAGAUUCACGCUCACGCAGCUGCGAUGGAGUUUGCGCGCCGCUUCAAGCUCUAUCUCGAGGACCACCCGCAGUACCUCUCCCUGCCUGGGGGGGCAGGCUCCGCCUUCUCCAGGCGCUUCGCGGACAGGUUCGUGUACCACUUUGAGGGCGAGUUCGAGGGAGGGGCCAACUGCCUGGAUUCUGUUUCCGUGGAGACCUGCUGCUCCAUAGAGGAAGACUCCUCCUCCCUCACCUCCCCCCAGCAGCCCCCCGAGGGAGGAGGACCCCUGCUGUUCCCGGGCACACCUGAACUAGACGUCCUCCCUCUGGACCCUCCCCGCCUCCCCGCCCAGCCGAUCUCCACCAGCUGCCAGUCGCGGAGCUCGGAGGACAUUUCAUUGUCCUCCCUCACCUCCUUUAACAACACUGCCGCUGUGUCUCUGGCUCCCCCUAGUGGCCCCGGCUCUGCCACUACGCCCUACCGGCCCGGGGCUACCUCUCUAGCCCCCUCUGGUGGCCAACAAGCUUCGCGCGGCGUCAGUCCAAACGCGGUCAGCAGCUCCAAUCCCGGGAAAGCCAAGCUGCGGAAACGCUUCUCCCUCCGGAACGUCAGCCGCAGUGUGAGGGGUAUCUUGCAGUGGAGGAGCGUUGGCAGCGAGGCCAGCUCUCCUGCCGGACAGGAGGAGAGGGAGGGGCUGGGAGCAGGAGGGCUGAGUGGCAGCUACAGCUACAGCGGGGGGAGCAUGGAGGAGGGGCUCCCCCUCUCCGCCCCCUCCUCCCUCCCGCCCUCCUCCUCCAGCUCCUCCUCCUCCUUCUCCUCGGAGCAGCGGGAACGGUGGCAGAGCUCCGGGAAUAACAGCUGGAGCUGGGACCGGGACCGGGAGCGUGAGACGUGGACUCACAGGUUUGAGAGGCUCCGGCUCUCCAGGGUGCCCACCCCCUCCCCUUCCCUCGGCGUGCACAGGGAGGGGCUGCUCAGCUACAUGGUGGCCGAGGGGCUGCUGCAGACUGGGAGCUCUGGGGGGCAGACUGGGUCCAAGGCUCGCUGGCAUAAGUGCCGGCUGAUUCUCAGGAGUGAUGGCAAGGCAGGGGCUGCAUCUCCCACCCCCAGCCCCGAGGGGUGCCUACUGGAGUUCUUUGUCCCUCCAAAGGCCUCAAAGCCACGUGUCACCAUUUUCUGUUCCUCUAUCAUGGAUGCAAGAACGACGACCCCACUGGAAAUGCCAGACAAGGAGAACACCUUCGUACUGAAGAUGCAGAGCUCAGUGGCGUAUAUCUUGGAGAUGGCUGAUUCCCUGCAGAUGAAGUCCUGGCUGGCUGAUAUUCAACAGUGCAUCACUCGCAGGUCAGAGAGGCUCCAGCUUGCUACAACCUAUUCACUUGUACAAUACUGUCUCCCCCCCGUUCCUCUCUUUCCUUUCCCCACCAUUCUCUCUCUAGUGGGGUAUGGGGGUCUUGGUGGCCCCAGCUCUGAGAUGCACCCCCCCGAGCUGCCCCCCCGCGCCCCCCUCGACGAAUCAGAGAGCCGGCUGCAAGGAGGGGGCGGGGCCAACGCGGUGACACCCUUCCGAGAGAGCCCCGACGGAACAGGCCCGUUCCUGUUCUCGGACCCCCCGGAGGUGCUGGAUCACCUCCUGUCGGACUGCCCCUGGUUCCACGGCACGCUGUCACGGUUGAAGGCUGCCCAGCUGUGCCUGGCCGGGGGGACGGGCAGCCAUGGCGUGUUCCUGGUGCGGCAGAGCGAGACUCGAAGAGGGGAGUACGUGCUGACCUUCAACUUCCAGGGCAAGGCAAAGCACCUGCGUCUCUCUCUCAAUGAGGAAGGCCAGUGCCGGGUGCAGCAUCUCUGGUUCCAGUCGAUCUUCGACAUGCUCGAGCAUUUCAGAGUCCAUCCGAUCCCACUGGAGUCGGGCGGGGCCAGCGAUGUCACGCUCAUCAGCUUCGUGGUCUCAGCCAAUCGGCAGCAUGGCCGGGACAGGUCAGGCAGCCGGUCAGCAGUGUGUGAUGUCAUCACCCCACGCCACCCCGAAUCUCCAUCAACCCCCAUCCAUCUCUGACUGUGUACCUGACCAGCCCUGUAGCCUCCCUACCUCCCCCCUCUCCCCCCAUCCCCCCUUCUCCACCCCCA